Molecule: messenger RNA, 1023 nt
Organism: Blepharisma stoltei
Lineage: Eukaryota; Ciliophora; Heterotrichea; Heterotrichida; Blepharismidae
Source: the annotation of a GenBank genome assembly
AUGAAAGCGAUUAAGCUCUUAAUGAUGGGCCCACCAGGAGUCGGCAAAGGCACAUUUGGAAAAUUGUAAAAUUAAUGCAGGCUUUCUAAAGAAUUUAGCAUCCCAAUUUUGACUGUAGGUGAUGAAAUCAGAAAAAUUGCUGCUCAAGAGAGCUUAUCUCAAGUCUAUAUUGAUAUUGCAAAAGAUGUCACUAACUGCCUCCUUUAAAUUGGAAAAAUAUAUGUAAGAUUUCAUGGUAUUUAAACACAAAUUUAAAUUUGAACAAUUUUUUAAUAGAAAAAUUUUAUAAGUGAAAAAAUAAUUUUUAUAAAAAAUCAAUUGACCUAAUAUAAUGGAAAAACGCAUCUAUAAUGCUUUUAAAGAGUAACACACCAAAUUGGUCAAUUUUUAGAAUAAAUUCUUCAUAAAAAACAAAUUAAAGCUCAAAAAUAUUGCAUUAAGUUUUAAUUUAAAAACAAUUAGCACCCUUUAAAUUGGAAUAGGAUUUUGUACAAUUUAAAAUAGGGAAGUAAAGGCAAGCUUAUUAACGAUGGUCUGGCAUGGGCUAUAAUGAUUCACAAACUUAAAGAUCUUGACACUUCAAGAGGAUUUAUCAUUGACGGAUACCCCAGAACUGCUACAGAAUGUGAAAUCAUGGAAAUGUGCGAUUUUCAAUAUGAUUUAGUAGUCAGCUUAAAGCAGCACGAAGAAGUAAUUAUUAAGAAAACGUUAGCAAGAAGAGUUUGUGAGUCAUGCGGAUCAACAUAUAAUUUAGCAAAUAUUGAAUAUGAAGGACAUAAAUUGCCAUCUAUGAAGCCAAAGGUAAAAGGAAAAUGUGACAAUUGUGGAGGAAAUUUAAUUACUAGGAAAGAUGACACAAGGAGUGUUAUACAGAAAAGACUUUUCACUUUUCAAGUUCACACACUGCCACUAGAAAAAUAUUUUGCGGAAAAAGGAAAAUUAAUUGAGUUUAGCCCAUAUGGAGGGGUUGCUGAUUAUCCACAGCUUUCAGUAAAAGUUAAAGAAAAGUUAGGAUUACCAUAA